CCUCCACAAAACAGGGUCAUAUCUCCCUAUAUUUGAUCACCCUUGGGUUUGCGAAUAUCUUGAAUCCGAACUUUGGCCUUUGGUAUUGUGACAUGGGUUAUGAAACCAAGUUAUGGUUAGUGGUGGUUUUUUUGUUAAGUGCAACAUACAUGCAAUGUUUUUGUGUUGUUGGGGUGCCCGAAGUACCUUGUCUUUUCAUUUUCGGAGACUCUUUGUCUGAUCCUGGAAACAACAACAAACUAGCUACAGAGUCCAAAGUUAAUUUUUUGCCUUAUGGGAUAGAUUUUCCAGAUGGCCCCACCGGAAGAUUUAACAACGGUCGUACUUCAGUCGACAUACUCACCCAGACAUUGGGAUUUGAGAAAUUCAUCCCACCCUUUGCAAAUACAAGUGGUUCAGACAUAUUACAAGGCGUGAAUUAUGCCUCCGGUUCUGCGGGUAUUCUUAAGGACAGCGGGCAACAUAUGGGUGUGCACGUGAGCUUCGGAUCGCAGAUACAUAAUCAUAAAGCCAUACUUUCAGAAAUCACUAAGAAACUUGGAGGUCCUGACCAAGCCCAGCAACACCUAAACAAGUGUUUAUAUUAUGUGAACAUAGGCAACAACGAUUACUUGAACAACUACUUCAUGCCGGAGCAUUACCCAUCAAGCUCAAAAUAUUCUCCUGACAAGUAUGCUAGUGUCCUUAUCCAAGAAUAUGCAACGCAUUUAAAGGAAUUGCAUGCAGUUGGAGCAAGGAAGUUUUCUUUGUUUGGUUUAGGCACAAUAGGAUGCGUUCCACAAGAAAUUUUGACUCAUGGGAAAGAAGGGUCACCAUUAUGCAUUGAAGAGGAAACUAGCGCAGCAUUUAUUUUUAAUCAGAAGCUUAUUGACCUAGUUGAUCGUUUCAAUGACGAAUUACCUGAUUCCAAAUUCAUCAGCGUUAACGCUAAGGUCACAAUCACAAAGGAUCUCAAGUCCCUUCCGUCACCAGGGGUAUUUGAUAGUGUAUGCUGCAAAGUGGGGCCACUAGGGCUGUGUGACCCUAAAAAGGAGGCAGAGACAUGCAGGAACAGAAAAGAGUACCUAUUUUUUGAUGCAAUUCAUCCAACUGAGAUGGUCAACGAAGUCGGUGCAAAAAAUGCUUAUAAUUCUCCCUAUCCAAACUACGCGCACCCAAUGGAUAUCAGUCAUCUUGUUAAGUUAUAAACAAGACUUCCACACCUAUUCAUUUACAGCUGAAUUAAACACGUUUCAAAUAUUUGCUCAAACUUGUAAUCAAUAAAUUUUGACAUGUAGAGUGUAGACACAUUUUGUGUCAUCAUCAUUUUUUUUUCAUCUAAAUCAAUUUCGUCAAUUUUACUUUUUUUUUU
Cajanus cajan (pigeon pea) is the source of this 1351-nucleotide messenger RNA. Its product is annotated as GDSL esterase/lipase At4g18970. Gene Ontology annotation, molecular function: hydrolase activity, acting on ester bonds. The record is from RefSeq and is a predicted model, not a curated record. NCBI's taxonomy places the organism in Eukaryota, Viridiplantae, Streptophyta, Magnoliopsida, Fabales, Fabaceae.